Molecule: messenger RNA, 1143 nt
Organism: Polyodon spathula (Mississippi paddlefish)
Lineage: Eukaryota; Metazoa; Chordata; Actinopteri; Acipenseriformes; Polyodontidae
Gene: rwdd4
Product: RWD domain containing 4
Exons: 8
Coding region: 173-739 (188 amino acids)
Molecular function (GO): protein binding
Source: RefSeq, a predicted model, not a curated record
GCCUUGGCGUCGUUUGGGAGGUCAGCGGGCGGGGGUGGAAGUUCACGGAAUGUGACGCUGACAUGACUGGCAGGGGAGCUAACGUAGGUGCUGGUAUUACCGAGAUUAAGCCGGAGCAUUUUAACUUGUAAUAAAUCUCGUACAUCGUGAGCGUUGGGGGUUUGUACAAACCAUGACAGCCAACGAAGAUCAAGAGAUGGAGCUGGAAGCUCUUCAAUCCAUCUAUGAAGGAGACGACUGCUUUAAAGAGCUCAGCCCGGUCUCUUUUCAAUACAGGAUAGGAGACCUAGAAGAUGCAAAAGCAUUCCUACUGGAUAUUUCCUGGCCUGAAACAUAUCCAGAAACAGCCCCCAAAAUCUCCUUGGAUGCCUUUUUUAAUAACAGAAUUUGCCCAGAGGUAAAGAAGACCAUUAUUACCAAACUAGAAGAGCAAGUUGAAGCAAAUCUAGGCACUGCCAUGAUGUAUACACUGUUUGAAUGGGCAAAAGAAAACCAGCAACAGCUUAUGGAAACCCAUCAGCCUGUGAACAAUGCACUGACGUUGACUUCCAGCAGUGAGAAUGCCAUUAAUCCUAAUUUCAGCUCUUCAAAGAAAAAGGAAAAAAAAGAGCAGUUAACCAAAUCACAAAAGAGGAAGUUAACAGGAAAAACAGAUAACAAGGGUGAGCUGCCCCGUGGCUGGAACUGGGUAGAUGUAAUCAAGCAUCUAAGCAAAACGGGAGGUAAAGAUGACGAUUAAGAGACUCCGGACUGUGAAGUGGAUUUCUAUUGUUUUAAAAUAAAGUGCAAUGACCACACAGGACCUCAGAUGUGUUCUCUACAGUGCUGCUUGACUUUAGCCUGAAUCUUCCCAGUCUUGAGUAUUUAUAAGAAGAGAAAAGUUAUAACAAAGCAAGUUUUCUAAUGAAAUGCUCCACUUUUACAAAUUAAUUUUGCUUGUUGCCAAAUUGAAAUAGAUUUUACAAAAGAGCCCCCUUUUCGUAGGUUUGUUUCUAUUCAGAUUUCCAUGCCCUGUCAUACUUGUCCAUGUUACCAAAACAUAACCUUGAUUCACUAAUUUACUGUCAAUACAAACAUGUAACCAACUAUACGUUAUGUAUCUAAAUUCUGCCGUUGUUAUACAGUAAACUUCAUUAGAACUUG